Molecule: messenger RNA, 1353 nt
Organism: Mercenaria mercenaria
Lineage: Eukaryota; Metazoa; Mollusca; Bivalvia; Venerida; Veneridae
Product: heavy metal-binding protein HIP-like
Exons: 2
Coding region: 659-1321 (220 amino acids)
Molecular function (GO): protein binding
Source: RefSeq, a predicted model, not a curated record
UCAGCUAAAGGGGAUUCUAUAAAAGAGAAAAUUAGUAUUGAUUUGACCCCAUGAUCCAAAAGGACUAGAAAAUAUAGCAACACUUUGUCCAAGUAUGGGGGUAUUUUUACAGCCUCCAUAGAAACACUUGAAGGCCGCUGUUGUCAUAGUUAAUAAAUCACGAAGAUGUCUUUUCUAUGCUGUUAUCUGUUGUUUCAAAGCAACUUGAUAACCUGAGGUGACAUCAUGAGUGACCUUUAGGUUAACUUUUAAGUUUAAAGCUACUCGCCCACAGUUUGGAUGAAAAUUUUCAACAUGUUCAUUUCCAACAUGUCUGGCAUAGAAUGUUUAUAUGACACUGAAAAACUGAUAACAGGACUUAAAUAGAAGUUAGUUGUUGGUAUAAAGUGCCAGAAGAAUCUAAUUGUUUUGCAUUAUAUCAAUAUCUUGCAAAAACGUUAUGUCAGUAAGUCACUUUCAGAGUCUUCACUUUUUAUUGAUUUUUGAGCGAAAUUAUUUGCCGCAUAAAUGUAUGGGCUAGUCCGUUUAAAAAUACAUAAAGCUUAUCAACCUAGUUCAAAUUAGUUUACAACUUUUAUAUACAUACUUUGUUACAAAAAGAAUUAUUAAAGGGAGAGUGUAUUUGAUAGAUGUCUUGAAAAGAUAUUUUGUUUAAAAGAUGAAAUUUGUGUUUUAUUUAUCUUUUAUUGCUCUAUGCGUUGCCAUUGAUGGUAACAGAUGGGAUAUUUCGAAAAGAAUUUUGGUUGAUGAUAAUUUCUACACUUUGGUCGCUAAACUAAAUUCUUUAGAGCAACAGGUCUCAGCACUCACAGCUCAGACUAGUGAGAUAAUGGAGUUAAAGAAUACAAUUUCUAGACAAAAUAAUACAAUAAGUGAACUUCAGCAGGAGAUGGCUUUUGUUAAGUCGUCGCAAGGAAAACAUAACCAGAUUGCAUUCAUGGCCUACCUGACCAAGGACGUGACGGGACACAAUAACCAUAUUUACUUCGACAACGUCACACUCAAUUUGGGCAACGCCUACAACCCACACCACGGAACAUUCGUCGUACCUUUCAACGGUACUUACCAGUUUACCAUUACCACAUGUGCUCUAUACAAUCACGAGAGUUUCGUAGAAUUGUACGUAAAUGAAGCACGAUUUGGAAGUAUCCAAGCGGGAGACACCCAGUUGUGGGCCUGCAGCACAAAACUGUUCCUAAUUAAUCUGAAGUCGGGCGAUGAUGUGUAUGUUAAACAGCAUGAAACCGCGGGUGAUUAUAUGUUGUCUAACGUUGUUGAAGGGCAGCCAUGUUUUACUGGCGUUUUGUUGUAUCAACAAUAAAACAAAUAUAUAAUAAAUGGUGGUACUGGAAA